Molecule: messenger RNA, 324 nt
Organism: Plasmodium gaboni
Lineage: Eukaryota; Apicomplexa; Aconoidasida; Haemosporida; Plasmodiidae
Exons: 4
Coding region: 1-324 (107 amino acids)
Source: RefSeq, a predicted model, not a curated record
AUGAUAAAAAUAUUUCAAAUUAACAAGCGCUUUAUUUAUUGGCCACCUAAAAAUAAAUUAAGGACAUUAAGGUUCCCAUCAGGGAAAAAAAGUUUCAUUUUUGUGGGUAAAAGAGACGAGGAUGGUAAAGAAGAGCCCGUAUUAUGUUUUGUCGAUAACCAAAAUCAAAAAUUGACAUGGAUGAAUGAAGAAGAAGUUUUAAAUUUCGAAAAAUUGAUGCCCAGACUGGACAGCUAUUUUUCCUUAUAUAUACAAAAAGCACAAAAAGUAAAUGAACAAAAUAUGCAACUAAUUGAAGAAAUGCACAAAACAUUUCAUGAGUAA